This is a messenger RNA of Salmo salar (Atlantic salmon), 3616 nucleotides long. The record is from RefSeq and is a predicted model, not a curated record. Lineage: Eukaryota; Metazoa; Chordata; Actinopteri; Salmoniformes; Salmonidae.
UAGAGCUGCCUGAGAGGGGAGGCCAUUUUGUACAGCGAGGCAGGCAGGCAGCAGGCAGGCAGGCAAGCAGGCGUCUGUACAUGUCUGUAUUUCUGUGCUCACGUCAGGAACAGGAAGCGUGCCAUUGUGCGUAUGAGAGAGAACAUUUUCUGUGUUGUGGGGGCGAGGGUUAUACCAGAGGCAGGAGUAACAACACCCAAACCUAUUUCUUCACUUUGCCGAGCGUUCACUGUCCUUUCUACACUGUUUCCUCUGUGCAAUGGAUGGCAGGGAUCUGAGAAGCCUCUUUCUUCUGCUGUCCUCUGCGGCCAUACUACCAUGAGCACUUCUACUCCAUCCACAGCUAAUGGCAACGAUAGCAGACAGUUUAAAGGAGAUCGUUCUCCCUGUGGUCCUUCCCGAGUGCUCCACGUCCGCAAGGUUCCCAUCGAGGUUUCUGAGGCUGAGCUCAUCUCUCUAGGAGUCCCAUUCGGUAGAGUCACUAACCUGUUGAUGCUCAAAGGGAAAAAUCAGGCUUUUAUAGAAAUGGCUUCAGAGGAGGCAGCGAUCACCAUGGUGAACUACUACACCACAGCAACACCUCACGUCCGCAACCAGCCGGUCUACAUCCAGUACUCCAACCACCGCGAACUCAAGACAGACAACCUGCCCAAUCAGGGGAGGGUUCAGGCAGCUUUGCAGGCAGUCAAUGCAGUGUCGUUGGGUGGUUCAGCAUCUGUCGGUGAUGGAACCCUGAUGCCAGGACAGAGCCCCGUGCUGCGCAUCAUCGUAGAAAACCUCUUCUACCCUGUAUCACUGGAGGUGCUACACCAGAUCUUCUCUAAGUUCGGGACAGUCCUGAAGAUCAUCACAUUCACCAAGAACAACCAGUUCCAAGCCCUGCUACAAUAUGCUGACCCGAUGAAUGCCCACCACGCCAAAGUGACUUUGGAUGGCCAGAACAUCUAUAACGCGUGCUGCACUCUGCGUGUGGAGUUCUCCAAGCUGACCAGCCUGAAUGUGAAGUACAACAACGACAAAAGCCGAGAUUUCACCCGCCUGGAUCUUCCCUCUGGAGAUGGACAACCUACCAUGGACCCUGCUUUGACUGCCGCCUUCGGUGCUCCAGGUAUCAUCUCAUCGCCUUACGCUGGAGCAGCAGGUUUUGGCCCCGCUAUCGGGUUCCCCCAAGCAGUAGGCCCGCCCUUUGACCUGCUAUCGUGCGUGCCCCCAGGUCUGUCCAUGCACACGAUGACCGGCGCUCUGGGACCCCUCGCCAUGCCAGGCUCAGUUUCGGGACGGAUGACCCUACACGGCAUGGCCCCUGUCGCUGUUCACGCCGUUCUCCUUGUCUCCAACCUCAACCCUGAUAGCAUAUCACCACAUGGACUGUUCAUCCUAUUUGGGGUGUACGGUGAUGUACAUCGGGUCAAAAUUCUGUUCAACAAGAAAGAGAACGCCUUAAUCCAGAUGGCCGACGCUACUCAGGCACAGCUUGCUAUGUCCCACCUGAACGGCCAGCGGCUACACGGUAAGGUGAUCAGAGUGACCAUCUCUAAGCACCAGACGGUCCAGCUGCCCAGGGAGGGACAGGAAGACCAGGGCCUCACUAAAGACUUCAGCGGCUCCCCGCUACACCGCUUCAAGAAGCCUGGAUCCAAGAACUUUCAGAACAUCUUCCCUCCCUCUGCCACCCUCCAUCUCUCCAACAUCCCUCCAUCUAUAACAGAUGACAUCCUGAAGGAGCUGUUUGCUGGGACUGGAUACACAGUCAAGGCCUUCAAGUUCUUCCAGAAGGACCGUAAGAUGGCUCUGAUCCAGUUGGGUUCAGUGGAGGAGGCCAUCCAGGCCCUGAUCGACCUCCACAACCACGAUCUGGGAGAGAACCAUCACCUCCGCGUGUCUUUCUCCAAGAGCACCAUCUGACCCGACUCACCCAGCUCCCCCACCCCACCCCUAGGGCCUCGCUCCUGGGCUGGGCUAACCCCAUGCCCCCCCCAGCCCCUGUUGGGAGUGAAGGACAGAAACACCCACUUUUACUUAAAACAAACAACAGACAAUGAACUAGUUUAGAUGAUAUUGUUGUGUAAUAGACUACUGUAACACAAGGCCUUCAGACAGAGACUGAUAUAGACACAGAGCUGAAGUAGGCUGGAAGGAACACUGGUUGAUUGAUUCAGGACAGAGAGUACAACGGUGAUGUGGGCUGACAAGGUGCAUCAGUGCAUCCUUUAUCUGGCAUUAGAGGACCCUAACCCAGGGAGAGACUAGACCCUAACCCAGGGAGAGACUAGACCCUAACCCAGGGAGAGACUAGACCCUAACCCAGGGAGAGACUAGACCCUAACCCAGGCAGAGACUAGACCCUAACCCAGGCAGAGACUAGAUCCUAACCCAGGGAGAGACUAGACCCUAACCCAGGGAGAGACUAGACCCUAACCCAGGGAGAGACUAGACCCUAACCCAGGGAGAGACUAGACCCUAACCCAGGCAGAGACUAGACCCUAACCCAGGGAGAGACUAGACCCUAACCCAGGGAGAGACUAGACCCUAACCCAGGGAGAGACUAGACCCUAACCCAGGGAGAGACUAGACCCUAACCCAGGGAGAGACCCAGGGAGAGACUAGACCCUAACCCAGGGAGAGACUAGACCCUAACCCAGGGAGAGACCCAUAGAGAGACUAGACCCUAACCCAGGGAGAGACUAGACCCUAACCCAGGGAGAGACUAGACCCUAACCCAGGGAGAGACUAGACCCUAACCCAGGGAGAGACUAGACCCUAACCCAGGGAGAGACUAGACCCUAACCCAGGGAGAGACUAGACCCUAACCCAGGCAGAGACUAGACCCUAACCCAGGGAGAGACUAGACCCUAACCCAGGGAGAGACUAGACCCUAACCCAGGGAGAGACUAGACCCUAACCCAGGGAGAGACUAGACCCUAACCCAGGGAGAGAGAUACUCAACACUCCUGCGAGGCUUUCGCCCAGUCUGUCUAACCUGUCACCCAUCCAGCCACUGACCCACCUACAGUCCCAGAGUGAGACUCUUCUAGCUGUGCUGCAUUGUUCCAACUGAAGGCCCUUCUCCGUAACCAACAGCACACCAGCGUUAUGUGGCGGUGUUCCGUGGACGUUGUGUGCCGUGAGACUGGCUUCUCUUCAGUGGGAUGACUUAUUAACAGAUGAUUUACCUGACGAGUCUGAGACACUGUUCCGUUAACAGGUAUCGUCACGGAUACGGAGAAAGGGCGGUUGGCUGAUGAAGCUGGGUGCCAGCGGCGACCCUCCUCCUGACCAAUGAACUGCCUCCAUUUUAAGUAGCAUUGGAAUGUUGAGCGAGGGGGACCAAUGAUCAGGCCCCCUCAUCUGUGACAUAAUGGUGACAUCAUCACGGUGCGACACUGAGUCUUCGAGCAGCUCAGCUAAACAUGACCACCACACCACUCAGAUCACCAUGACAACUACACACCUGUUUUGUUUUGUUUUACAGUGUAUCGGUGGUUUUCAUUGAAAUGUAAACAAAGAAAACCGUUCAAAGCAAAAUGGCCAAUCUUUUUGCACCUUAAUUUCUCUGUUUACUGUGCAGAGUCCUUGGACCAGACCAGACCAGGAAGUACAGUAGACUACAGUAGAG